Messenger RNA from Penicillium mononematosum, 1263 nucleotides. RefSeq names its product putative C2H2 finger domain protein. Gene Ontology annotation, molecular function: DNA binding. Gene Ontology annotation, cellular component: nucleus. NCBI's taxonomy places the organism in Eukaryota, Fungi, Ascomycota, Eurotiomycetes, Eurotiales, Aspergillaceae. The transcript is spliced from 3 exons. The record is from RefSeq and is a predicted model, not a curated record. The coding region runs from base 1 to 1263 and encodes 420 amino acids.
AUGGGCAAAAAAAGACGCGGUCCCUCUCUCGAGGAGCUCCUUGAUCGCCCAUGGUGCUAUUACUGCGAACGUGACUUUGACGACCUGAAGAUCCUCAUCUCUCAUCAGAAAGCAAAACAUUUCAAGUGUGACAACUGCAAUCGCAGGCUGAAUACCGCUGGAGGUCUAUCCGUGCAUUUGAGCCAGGUCCAUAAGGAGCAAUUGACUCAGGUCCAAAAUGCGCUGCCAAACCGCAUGGGUGUCGAUAUUGAAAUCUUCGGCAUGGAGGGUAUUCCUGAGGACGUCCUCAAGGCCCACCGGCAGCGUGUUGCUUCACAGUUUCAGCAGGCCGAGCUGGAUCGCCAGCAUGCGACAGGAAACCCUCCUACUGGGGCGUCUUCUGGCGGCCAGCCGACAAAGAAGCCCAAGCUCGAACCUGUUUCAGAUCUCAAGAAGCGACUGGCUGAACACAAGGCCAGGCGUGCAGAGGCACUUGCCGGAGGUAGCAGCGGCGAUGUGACACCCACUAGUGCGGUUCAGUCUACACCAACACCCGGUGGAUAUGUGAGCGCAAUCACCUCCGGUCGCAGCCACUCCGCAAUACUCCUUACCCUCAGCCCUACGGUGGCCCCCCCUGCUGGUGUGACACCUCAUUUCCCGCAGACUGGAAGUCCUGUCUAUUCAAGCUACUCCCCAGUUGGUGGACAGCAGGUCCCUGGUGCCUCGCCUUACACCCCGACCGGAUAUCCCUCACCAUACCCCGCUGGACUUCCUGCACAGCCACCAGUGUCCUAUGGGGCUCCUCCUUUGCCCCAACAGCAACCUCCACCAUCCGAUAACAGAUUUACGGGCCUACCGGCCGCCUCGAAUCUUCCCCAGCGUCCUGCUUUUGCUGUACCUUCGGUCAACGCGCACGAAAUGCAACAGAUGCAUAUGGGACAUGUCCCGUCCCCCACCCCCGCAGCUCCAGGUCACUCUAAUGGAUCCAGCGCUCAACCAACUGAGCAUGUCUCCACACCUGUUGACAAUCAGAUUUCAGGCGCAGCCAAUGACGUGGCCUCGAAGACAGAGGCUCCUAGCAAACCCAAGAAAGAAAAGACCAAGCCUGCGAUCCGAUUGGUCUACAACGAAGAUACGCUCAGUCCGGAGGAGAAGAUGGCGCAACUACCUCGAUAUGCAUACGUCCCAGACCGAAGCACGCAAACCGCCCUCGGCGAGCUCCCCGGCAACGUAAUCGUGGGCCGCAUUCAAGAGUCCGACACGGUUCUCGAUACGACACAUUAA